UGGCGUGGCCGCGCGCCGGGGCCGUGCUGAGCGCGCGUAGGGGGCUUUCGGGCGCUCCGGGUUUGGAGUUUUGAAAUUUCUGGCGGGGGAUCCGCGGCGCACAGUUUUGCUGGGAGGUGGGAGUCCAAGUGACGCCCUUCCGGGAGCCGCGCUGCCGGGCUCCGCUGCAUCUGGUCCUGAGGCUGAGGCGCCGGGUUGAGCCGACGCACGUGUGAGCGCCGCCGAGAAGGCGGCGAGCGGCCGAGCAGGUGUGGCUACCGGAGGGGCCGCGCGGACGGGAGGAAGGUCCGGGACCCGGGGGUCCUGCUGUCCAUCCGGUGCUCGUCACUGACUCCUGUGUCGCGGCCCCGGCGCCUCUCCUCAGCGAUGCUGUGGAGCCGGAACUGCACUGGAGUCGGCUGCCGCUUGUCGAGCCUCCCCUCGCCUGUGCUCCCGGAACGGCUGCGGCGCAGCUGCCGCUGAUCUACCUAGGGGAUGCCCGCGGGCCUCACAGAACCGGCCGGCGCCGCUCCCACCGCCGGUGUGGGCGCCUCCGGGACCGUGACCAUGGCCCCCGCCGCAGCUCUGCCCGUCCGGGUGGAGAGCACUCCGGUAGCCUUGGGCGCCGUGACUAAGGCUCCUGUCAGUGUCUGCGUGGAGUCCGUGGCGUCCCAGCCCCUGCGGUCCCCCGUGGGGACCCUGGUGACCAAAGUGGCUCCUGCCAAUGCUCUUCCUAAACUCAGCACAGGCCCUCGGCUGCCAGCUCCUCAGAUUGUCGCUGUGAAAGCCCCCAACACCACAACAAUCCAGCUGCCUGCUAAUUUGCAGCUUCCUCCAGGAACAGUUUUGAUCAAAAGUAAUAGUGGUCAGUUGAUGUUGGUAUCUCCUCAGCAAGCUGUAACAAGAACCGAGACUACAAGUAACAUAACUUCAAGGCCAGCUGUACCAACGAACACUCAAACGGUCAAAAUCUGCACAGUGCCGAAUUCUAGUUCACAAUUAAUCAAGAAGGUGGCAGUGGCACCUGUUAAACCGUUGGCACCAAUAGGAACUACUGUGGUAACCACUGUUCCAAAGCCUUCCUCGGUACAAUCUGUGGCUGUGCCAGCCAACGUUGUCACAGUUACGCCUGUAAAGCCCUUGAAUACUGUAACUACCUUGAAGCCUUCAAGUUUGGGAGCACCAUCCAUCCCCUCAAAUGAGCCCCAUCCCAAAGCAGAGAACUCAGCUGCUGCUCAGACUAACCUUUCUCCGACGAUGCUAGAAAAUGUGAAGAAAUGUAAGAACUUUCUGGCAAUGUUAAUAAAACUAGCAUGUAGUGGAUCGCAGUCCCCGGAAAUGGGGCAGAACGUGAAGAAGUUGGUGGAGCAACUUUUGGAUGCAAAAAUUGAAGCAGAAGAAUUUACUAGGCAACUGUAUGUUGAACUCAAGUCUUCACCUCAGCCUCACCUAGUUCCUUUUCUUAAGAAAAGUGUGAUAGCCUUACGACAACUCUUGCCUAGCUCCCAGAGCUUUAUUCAGCAGUGCAUUCAGCAGACUUCUGGCGAGGUGGUCAUUGCUGCUUGUACCACGACAGUAACAGCUUCUCCCGUGGUGACAACAGCAGUUGCCUCAGUCCAGCCUGAAAAGCCCGUCGUUGGUUCUGAAGCAGCAACGCCCGGAGCUGUGUCAGUGCAGACUCUGAAUCCACUUGCUGGUCCAGGGGGAGCAAAAACUGGGGUUGUGACACUUCACUCUGUGGGUCCAGCUGCUGUGCCAGUAGGAACAACAGCUGGAACUGUUGUGCUUCAGACUCCAAAGCCACUUGUGACGUCUCUGCCAAACACGGUGACAGCAGUCUCACUUCAGCCUGAAAAGCCAGUUGUCUCUGGGGCAGCGGUGACCCUGGCCCUUCCCUCGGUAACUUUUGGAGAAACUUCAGCAGCAGCUAUUUGUCUUCCGUCUGUGAAACCUGUUGUUACCUCUGCUGGGACCACACCUGACAAGCCGGUCAUUGGCACUCCAGUCCAAAUCAAACUUGCACAGCCGGGCCCCAUCCUUGCACAACCAGCUGGUGUUCCACAGGCAGUUAAAGUCAAACAACUAGUAGUCCAGCAGCCUUCAGGAGGCCUUGCGAAACAAGUGACCACACUUACCCAUUCCUCAGCGUUGACCAUUCAGAAAUCUGGACAGAAGAAGGUGACAGUGAGCCCUGCAGUACCUACCAGUCAGUUUCCUCAAGCUUCCAUUCUAAAGCAAAUUACGCUGCCAGGAAAUAAAAUUCUAUCACUUCAAUCAUCUAUUCAGAAAAAUAAAGUAAAAGAGAAUGGAUCAACAUCCUUCAGAGAUGAGGAUGACAUCAAUGAUGUGACUGCCAUGGCAGGGGUCAGCCUCAGUGAAGAAAAUGCCUGCAUCUUAGCAACAAACUCUGAACUGGUUGGCUCACUCGUUCAGUCAUGUAAAGAUGAACCGUUCCUUUUCAUUGGAGCUCUACAAAAAAGAAUUUUAGACAUCGGUAAAAAGCAUGACAUUACGGAACUUAACUCUGAUGCUGUGAACUUGAUCUCCCAUGCAACACAGGAGCGAUUACGAGGCCUUCUAGAAAAACUGACUACAAUUGCUCAGCAUCGAAUGACAACUUACAAGGCAAGUGAAAAUUACAUCCUGUCUAAUGACACUAGAUCACAGCUCAAAUUUCUUGAAAAGCUAGAUCAACUGGAGAAGCAGAGGAAGGAUUUAGAAGAAAGAGAAAUGUUACUUAAGGCAGCCAAGAGUCGUUCCAAUAAAGAAGAUCCAGAACAGCUGAGAUUAAAGCAGAAAGCCAAAGAGUUACAACAGUUGGAACUCGCACAGAUACAGCAUAGAGAUGCUAAUCUCACAGCUCUUGCAGCUAUUGGACCAAGAAAGAAGAGGCCACUAGAAUCUGGGUCUGGAAGUGAGGGCUUAAAAGACAACCUUUUUGCUUCUGGGGCAUCUAACCUGACAGCCACCAAACAAUUGCUUCGUCCAAGAAUCACGAGAGUCUGCCUCAGGGACCUGAUCUUCUGUAUGGAGCAGGAGAGGGAGAUGAAGUACUCCCGAGCUCUGUACUUGGCCCUUCUGAAGUGACCUCGCCCCUCUCCGGCCACGUCCUUGCUAUUUACUGCCAAAGAAGACGUGAAGAGCGUUGCCACGCUGUCCUGAAAUUUCAGUUUCUGGAAAACAGUCACCAAUAGGGAAGACCAUUGUUUACAGUUAUAAACUUUUAUUAAAUCUUACUUAUGUAUCCCGUGGGGGUUCUUAAUGACUAGGAGUCAGCGUUGUCUUCUGAAAAUCGGUUGUGAAAUACAGUUUACACAGGUAGGCAUUUGCCUACCUAUGUGUUUAAUUAUAGCAAGACCCUGUUUGUUACUGCCUGCUUCAUUUGCCAGACUGUUAACAGGUAAGAUGUCUUUCCCUAAUACAGCCUGCAUUGAGAUGCAAGAGGAAGGAAGAGUCACUGCUUACCAAGAAACUGUAUGUAUUUCAUCCCAUGCUGAACCUGACUCAUAAAGUGUUAGGUUUUCUGGGCUGGAAUCAGAAAUUGCUGAGCUAAUUAUGAUAAUCACCUUCUGUAGUUGAAGGUGACAAGCCACAGCUUAGGGCUUGUGGUGGCUUUGGUCAGCUGAGUCCUGGUGUUGUCAAAACUGAGACAGAUGGGGAUAGUUUGUGCCUGAGGUUGCUGUUCCCUGGUUCACAUGACCAUACGCUGCUUCUGAUACCAAGUGAGGGGACAUCUUGUCAAGGAGACCUUAAAACUGAAGCUGCUGAUAUACCUCGUUGAAAAAUGGAAAAGAUGGAGAGUAUUGAAAGAGAUGAUGGGAUGUUGUGUCCAAACUGAUGGGAGAAAUAUGAAAAUGGAAUCAUAAAUCAGGAAAUGUGCUGCAUGUGCCUGAGAAGGGCCGUGGUGGAACUGGAACUCCAGAGCAACAACUACAUGUUUCAUUGAUGGGAGAACAUCACAGCCCAAUCAAGAAGGAAAAAUGUAUCAAACAUUUCCAAAUUACAGUAUUUCAAAAGGAAGAAGUUAUGUUUUGUUUUGUGUAUUGCUUUAAAUCUUAAGAAGGGUACUUUUAAAAACUCUUUUAGUUACCCUAAGUUUUAAGCAUCUUGUUGCAUUUAAAAAAAUCCUAAUUGAUGAUAAAUUUUAGCAACAGGACUCCAUUUUGGGUCCUAUACUCAAAAGGUUAUGUCAGCAUCUUACUCUUGGAAAUCUUGGCUCUAAAUAUAUUAUGAAAAGCAUGUUAUAUAUUCUCCUCUGGGGAGGAAGCUGACAUUUUGCAAAGCAAACUCUCUUCUUCUUCUUUUUUUUUUUUUUUUAAUUCCACUUUUGUGGCAUGUAGCUGGUAAAAAAAAAUAAUAACUUAGUUAUUAAAAGAAUGAGUAAAGCCUCCAAAGAAGGCAAAAAAAGGGGGGGGGGAAGCUGUGCUUAGAAAAAGAAUUCAGGGGGAAAAGAGAAACCUCAAGUAUGCUAUUCUCCAUCCUAUUCUUCCCAUCGGGACUGUUAUGGCCAUAUUCUAUACUGUAGUAAGUUUUACAUUGGCCACGUUUUUGGUUUCAGCAAGUUAUCAUGUAAAAUGCUAUAAAUUAUGUAUAUGAUAGAAGAGUCCUUUAAGAAGAGAUCUAUACCUGAAGUUGUUUUUGUAUAUUUAAAUGCUUAGCUUUAUUUUUUGUAAAGUGCAGCACACUCCCAUAUUUGUGUAUAAUCUUAUUGAUCAGAUGUUUAAAGUUAUUUCCAACACUUCAUUAAAAUAAUUAUUUUAUUAUAAGA
Molecule: messenger RNA, 4747 nt
Organism: Camelus dromedarius (Arabian camel)
Lineage: Eukaryota; Metazoa; Chordata; Mammalia; Artiodactyla; Camelidae
Gene: TAF4B
Product: TATA-box binding protein associated factor 4b
Exons: 15
Coding region: 475-3066 (863 amino acids)
Biological process (GO): transcription initiation at RNA polymerase II promoter; DNA-templated transcription
Cellular component (GO): transcription factor TFIID complex
Molecular function (GO): protein heterodimerization activity; RNA polymerase II general transcription initiation factor activity; DNA binding
Source: RefSeq, a predicted model, not a curated record